Messenger RNA from Acanthamoeba castellanii str. Neff, 294 nucleotides. RefSeq lists its product as uncharacterized. Lineage: Eukaryota; Discosea; Longamoebia; Acanthamoebidae. Bases 1 to 294 code for a protein of 97 amino acids. The transcript is spliced from 2 exons. The record is from RefSeq and is a predicted model, not a curated record.
AUGGCCGAGCUCCUUCGGUUCCGCUUCGACAAACUCACCUUCUACACGAGCGACCAGUGCUCCGAGGUUCGAAGGGCUGGCCGGCGCGGAAGGCACUCGUGGUUCGACAUGGCCGAGUUCCUGCGGUACCACUUCGACGACGCAAGACGCCUCGACGGAAAGGGGCUCGGGAGCGGGUUCGCUCGGCUCCGGUCGCUUGGCGUGCUCCGGUCCUCGUCGCUGUCCUCGUCGGAAGUGCUGAGCCCCUCGUCCCGUUCGCGUCCCGUGUCGAGCGCUGGAUCGCAGCCGAUGUAG